CUCUACACAUGUCUUAAUUCUUAAUUAAAAAUAAAUUAAUUUCGUUGUGUGCCUUUUUUGCUAUUUCAUCUCAACAUCAAGACAUUUGACUUCGCUGGUAAUUACACGUUUCAAGAAUGAGUUAUAUUUGGGCAUUCCGUAAUUAUAUUAUACAGACAGAAAGUAUCGUGAUCAUUAUCUAAAAUAAUCCGCUUUGCAUCUAGGAUUAAUGUUCCCUACGGAAUAAAAUGUGACAUCAAAUAAAUGUAUUUCGAAAGUUCAUUCUUUGUGCUUCACCGACCAUGAAGAGGUUUUGCUUUUGGGAAUGUUCUGCUACAGGGAUAUGUUGUUCAAGAAUACGAUCAAAUAUCAAUGAUUAUAGCUCUGUCUGAAAUAAGUGGAAGACUUUAGAAGCGCACGAAGACAAUAUACGUUCGCACAGUGUCUGUGAAGCGCUUAUAUAAAUGAAAAGGACAUCCUUAGUGUAGAAAACAAUAUAGAAUAAUACUGACAGAACUGUUCCACAAGGGCCAAAAUUCCGAGUUUAAGUAAUUGCCAUUUCUAUACGUUUGUUACUACCAAUGUAGUGUGAUGUAUUCAUUUGAAUAUAACUAUAUACAUUUUAUAAACAUUUAUUCUUUAUAAUUUAAGAUUUAUCGGCGAAAUGACUGACCAGCGGUUGCUUGAACACCCGUCGAAUAUUUCCACCGUCGAUACCGAUGGUUACCAUGGCAGCAUGCUCACUGCUGGCAACAGCGUCAUCACCGGAAACGCCACCAUUGAUUUUAAUCGCAAUGACUUUCUUGACAUUCUUCUAUCUGAUGAGCAUGGACCAUUUAACAAGGCAACGGAGAGUUUAAUUAUUGCCGUCUUCUCCCUACUUAUCAUAUUUGGGGCCCUUGGAAACGGACUUGUGUGCUUCGUUGUUUUCCACAACACACAGAUGCGAACGCCAAGAAAUAUUUUCAUCAUUAAUUUGGCAAUAUCCGACCUUACAUUAUGCUUAUUUACGCAGCCGUUGAAUUUAUACAAACUUCUUAACAACCAGUGGCAUAUUGGUUCGUUUAUGUGCAAAUUUUCCGCAAUGCUGCAGGGGACAAACGUGUUUGUGUCGACAAUUAGCAUCACAGCCAUUGCGCUUGACAGGUUCCAAGUGAUUGUGUAUCCUUCGCGUGACAGUAUGAAGAGAAUUGGGUGUGCAGCGGCGUUGAUAACUAUCUGGAUAAUUUCUAUACUUAUGUCAAGCCCACUCAUCAUAUUUUCUGUCUACAACCAAGAAAAGCCGAUACCGGAAAUUGACUUUUAUUUCUAUUAUUGCUUGGAGGAUCUGACACUUCGUGCUGAGAAGGGCGCUUACUCCGUAGCGUCUAUGGUCGUUCAGUAUAUUUUGCCGGUUAUAACGGUUUCUAUUGCACACGCCCGAAUCUGCAAUAAACUCAAAUACAGAAUGGUAAAUCGCAGACCGCCCAGCUCCGGGGACGCAAACGCUUCUCAGAUGGGAUCAACAAACAGAAACAGGGAUAAUAGAGCCGCGCGCAAACGAAAGACAAACAUUCUCCUUGCAAUGAUCGCCGUUGUGUUCGUAUUCAGUUGGUUGCCUCUAAACAUCAGCAAUAUUCUGGUGGAGUUUCAAUUUCAGAUCUUUAGAAACAGAGGCAUAGACAUAAAUCUUGUGUUCGUAAUUUGCCACAUGCUUGUUCUUAGUUCCGCGUGUUCAAACCCCGUUCUAUACGGCUGGUUAAACGAAAAUUUCAACAAAGAGUUCCGAAAAAUUCUAAAUUGUUCCUGUUUCUCUUGGUUAAAAGGCGAGUUGUUGUGUAUCACACGACGACAAACAAGGGAAAUCCCAGUCAUAACGUUUUCACCGGAUGAGAACGGGGCGAAAAUAAACGGCUUUGUGCAUUCCGAACGGCGACCAACAAACGCUUCCCAAAUGUUUACAACUACUGAUGCUGAACACUCAUACGCUCAUUCUGCCGUUUCUUUGUAAUUUCUACUAAAUGGACAGUGACGUUGUUUCAGUUGUUUAUUUUUUAUUUUUUAUUUUUGUAAAACAUUGGUGUUCUACGAUUUUUAUUAUUUAUCGAAUACUUUUGCCCUAAGAGGAAACGAUCGAAAGCGGAAGGUAAAACAGGAUCAGACUACAUUCCCGCAAGUUGCUUACAAGAAAUAGAUCUGGCGUAACAAAUUCAUAACAAGGUAAAGAGUACAAAUAGGGAGACACUAUAUAUUGUUUAUUUAAAGAUAUAAAUAUUCGUUAUUGAUAAUGCUAAACGAAUUAUAUUGUCAGACCCAGUUUUUCUUAAUUGUGCAUAAAUCAUUUAAGUGUUUGUUUUUAUGUAAAAGUUUCUAUAGGAGUAUUAUUAUUAUUAUGCAAACAAUAUAGCAGUCUUCUUCGUAACAUGAAAGGCAGUAUGCUAUAUAAGAACAAUGUUUUAUAUUCAUAGAUAUUAUCCUUCCAAAAUAUUUUUUCGAUUUUAAAACUUUUAGAUUAGUAAAAGCUAUAUAUGUAUAGUUUUAUUUAUUGAAAUAUAAGUUUACGCAUAGUAAAGAUAUAGUUAGUUGUAAUGCUUGCAACAGUAAGUUUACUAUUUUAAAUGUAUAUAGCGCGAGUCUACGUUUGUACAUUUGAUAUGCAAUAGGUAUUUGGUACAAUACUUUGUUGUUCAAUUGGUCCGAAUCAAAUUGCAAAGUUAUUUACAAUUUUAGUCAUUAUAAUGUGUCAAAUACAUGUUUUGAAUAAUACAUCUUUCUGACAUUU
This is a messenger RNA of Dreissena polymorpha, 2740 nucleotides long. Its product is annotated as neuropeptide F receptor-like. The transcript has a single exon. Gene Ontology annotation, molecular function: neuropeptide Y receptor activity. Gene Ontology annotation, biological process: G protein-coupled receptor signaling pathway. Bases 644 to 1969 code for a protein of 441 amino acids. Gene Ontology annotation, cellular component: membrane. The record is from RefSeq and is a predicted model, not a curated record. NCBI's taxonomy places the organism in Eukaryota, Metazoa, Mollusca, Bivalvia, Myida, Dreissenidae.